Melanotaenia boesemani (Boeseman's rainbowfish) is the source of this 573-nucleotide messenger RNA. Its product is annotated as regulator of cell cycle RGCC-like. The transcript has 5 exons. The record is from RefSeq and is a predicted model, not a curated record. Gene Ontology annotation, biological process: regulation of cell cycle. Bases 139 to 477 code for a protein of 112 amino acids. Lineage: Eukaryota; Metazoa; Chordata; Actinopteri; Atheriniformes; Melanotaeniidae.
AUUGGCUCGUCAGGUCCUCGGGCUGAGAGGCUGCAGAGGGCUCUUGAAUAAAACCUCAGUGUUUCCUGUCAACUACAAACCGCUUUGAACGCAGACGCGCAGCAGCAACUUGGUGACGUUUCAUUUCAUCCUUCCAUCAUGUCCUCAGACAUUAAGGCGGACGUGGAGCUGGAGCUGGGUGAGCUGCUGCAGGAGUUCCAGGAUGUGGUGGAGGAGCUGAAGGCCCCUUCUCAAAGCAAACAGCAUGCUUACCAGCACGUCCUGCUCGAGGCCAAGAGUCGCACAGGGCUGGGGGAAGACAGUGGAGUCGAGGAUUCUGAUUACAGCAGUGAAACUUCUAUGGGAAACAGUUUGAAUACCAGCGAGGAGGAGCUUCACACAGCAGGCGGAACGCUGGCACCGAAAGCCAAGCUGGGAGACACAAGCGAACUUGAGAGUUUUAUCGACAUGUUGGACCGGGAACUUGCUGAGAUGUGAGCAUGGAGAGAAAGUGAGCCACUGAGCAGAGAUCUACGCCAGAGCAGAUCUGAUGGAGCAAAUGCUCCCUUUGCCGCCUCAGGGGAAAAGGUUAAC